GAUGUGAAAAUAGUAUAGUGUAUAGUGAGAUAGUGAGUUUUGUGACCUAAAUUCUUACUUAUAAUUAUUGUGGAAUAUUACUUAUUUAAUCCAAAGAGUAUGUAAUCACUAAUCCUUCAAAAUUGAAAUAAAAGUAAAAAUAUAAUAUAUGAUUUAGAAUUAGUACAUAUUAAAAAUAUUUGUUAGAACUCUGCAGUUAAUUUGACAGAUGUUUGUAACCAUUAUUAACCUUUCGUCAUUGUGAAUAUAACGAAUAAUUGAUACCUACUAAACUAAAGUUUAUAAAAAUAAAAUAAACGCCAACGAAAUAAUUAUGGCAAAGGAAGAGGAAGACGACAAUUUGCCUGAUAAAGACGCAGCAAAGGAAUUCUACGCUAAGUAUGAGCCAAAAGAAAUAAUCGGAAGGGGCAUAAGCUCCACUGUCAGAAGGUGUGUAGAAAAAGAAACAGGAAAGGAAUAUGCUGCAAAAAUUAUUGAUCUCAGCCAGGAGUCACAAGAUGGUGUGGACACACACACAAUGCGGGAGGCAACUAAACAAGAAAUAAAUAUACUGAGAAUGGUGGCCGGACAUCCAUAUAUUAUUGAACUACAGGAUGUUUUUGAAUCUGAAACAUUCAUAUUCUUGGUGUUUGAGCUUUGCAAAAAUGGUGAACUGUUUGACUAUCUGACAUCAGUGGUGACACUCUCAGAAAAAAAGACAAGAUACAUCAUGAGGCAAGUUUUGGAGGGAGUUCGGUUCAUACACCGCAAGAACAUAGUACAUCGUGAUUUGAAGCCUGAGAACAUUUUGUUAGAUGAUCAGCUCAAUGUGAAGAUCACGGACUUCGGUUUUGCCAAGAUGCUCAAAGAAGGGGAGAAAUUAUUUGAGUUGUGUGGCACUCCUGGAUACUUGGCACCUGAAACAUUGAAAGCUAAUAUGUUUGAAGAUGCGCCUGGUUAUGGCAAGGAAGUCGAUGUAUGGGCAUGUGGAGUUAUUAUGUUCACAUUAUUAGUGGGUUGUCCACCGUUCUGGCAUCGGAAGCAGAUGGUGAUGCUGCGGAACAUUAUGGAGGGAAAAUACUCUUUCACCAGCCCCGAGUGGGCCGAUAUUUCAGAAGAUCCUAAGAACUUGAUCAGACGAUUUCUUGUCGUCGAUCCGAGUGAAAGGAUCGAAAUCGAUGACGCAUUGAUGCAUCCUUUCUUCAAUACAGUGCUAUGGGACCAGGACAUGACACCGCUGAAGAAGUCUUACUCCUGCGCCAGCCGCAAAAUGUCCAGGAUCGACGAGUUGGCUAUGGCAAUAAAGGCAAGCGGCUUCAAUGCGCGCGCCAAGUUGAGGCUAGCCAUGGUGACGGUUCGCGCGGCGGUGCGGCUGCGUCACCUGCCGCACACGUCCGCGCGCGCCAUACCGCUGUGCGACGCACUGCGGGAUCCGUACGCUAUGCGAGCGCUGCGUAAGGUCAUCGAUGGUUGCGCAUUCCGCGUGUAUGGGCACUGGGUCAAAAAGGGCGAGGGACAAAACCGCGCGGCUCUUUUCGAGAACACGCCCAAGACGGAGCUGAAGAGUCUCUAUGUCAGCAACCUGAGCCGAUAGCCAACGUGUCCGCACUACAGGCGAUCUCUUGCUGCUUCUGUUCUCCUAGUCACUCGGUGUCUGGGUGGCAGCAUCAUAGAAGACACGAGCCAAUACAGACGGCCCGAGCAAGUGUGUGUGACGUAGGUUAGUCUAAAGGCAAAUUUUAUAGUAUCCGUACUAGUUAAUUUAAUCGCGUCCUCUCUUAUUGUAUAAUUAUUAUGUAUUGUGUUACUCUGAGAGGACGCCUUACGUUUAUCUAAUAACGUAAGUAUUAUUGUAGUUAGCAAUCUCCUAAUUAGCAAUAAAUGCAAGAAUGCAAUAACUUUACUAUUGUAUUGUUGUUCUGAACAAAGAUUUUUAUGUAGUUGUAUCGGUAGUUUUGUAUAUUGUUUUAUUUUUAAAUUUAGAUUAAUUAUAAUAUAAAAAUAUGUAUAUUCUUUAGUAUUAUUGAAUUAAACGUACCUAUUUUUAAAUGAACACCACCAAAUAUUCAGGUGAAAUCAUCUCACCGAUAUUCUACGCAGUUUUUUUAUCGCGAGAUAUGCUUGCUUCACAAUCAUGCUUAAUAAAAAGCAAUGUAGUCUACGUAGACCUCAUGGAGCCCGGUUGUCUAGUAGAUGCCUAUUCACUCUUGCCUUGAAAAUAUUUAGGUUGUAGGUUGUAAAAUGUAAAGUGGAGAGAUCUAUUUGAACUCAAAAGUAAUUUUGUAAAAUUAAAUAUACAAAUAAAUAAACAAAGGGUCUGUUAAUAUAAUGUUUAACAUAUACAAUCUGUAUUACAAUUCUAUCUGUUAAAAAUACUGCUUAACUGAAUAUACAUAUUCAUCAUUGUAUUUCAUUGUAUUAUGAUGAAUAAAAUCAUAACCCUUCCUUUCGGCUUUGCCGUAGUCGGGUAAAAAGUGAAAGCAAACAUAAAAAAGUAGGUAAUUUAAUUAAAAAGACAGGAGUUUACACUUAAAAUGUUAUGAUACUGCUUAGUUAACAAAGGAUAUAUUUAUUCAAUGUUUCAGGAAAGAUGCAUAGCUUUUCAACAAUAUUUCUUUAAACAUUGUCAAUAUUAACAUUGAAAAGAAUUAAUUGAACCUUACAAUAAUAGCGAAAUUUGUACUAAUAUGUAAUAUAUUAAAUAUUUAUUUAUUUAAUAAAAAACAUAUGUUUUUAAA
Maniola jurtina (meadow brown) is the source of this 2717-nucleotide messenger RNA. RefSeq names its product phosphorylase b kinase gamma catalytic chain, skeletal muscle/heart isoform (gene PhKgamma). The transcript has 12 exons. Gene Ontology annotation, cellular component: phosphorylase kinase complex. Bases 314 to 1573 code for a protein of 419 amino acids. Gene Ontology annotation, molecular function: ATP binding; phosphorylase kinase activity; calmodulin binding. Lineage: Eukaryota; Metazoa; Arthropoda; Insecta; Lepidoptera; Nymphalidae. Gene Ontology annotation, biological process: protein phosphorylation; glycogen biosynthetic process. The record is from RefSeq and is a predicted model, not a curated record.